AAUCACAACAAAUCGGCUUUUAUCCGUUUGCUCCAAACCCCCGCGGUGGUUGCAGGAGGGAGAGGAGCAACCGCUUGUAUUGCGGUAUGGGUCGAAAUCGCGAUUUUCCUUUGGGAUUUGAUGUAUUUUAGGCAAAGGCAGAGCCAUCUAGAGGAACAGCCCGGCCAUGACGAUCCUUCGGAGGCGCGGUGCGCUGCCUUCGAGCUUCCUUGAGUUCCUUUUCCCUCUUCCAACAAAGGAAAUGGAGAGAUCUGGGAGACGUUUUGCUUUCGGAAAUGCACUGAGAAGAGAGGUGUUGAGGCACUGAACUGAAAUGGGUGUCCAGGGCUGGCAAGAGGGAAGGCAGUUACUCUAUGGCCCACUUACAAUCUGCACAUGAAGAUCUUUUAUAUCUUUCUCCAGAGUAAUCAAUGGAAUUGGGAAUAAGUUCUUCAUCCUCAGGGAAGAGAUAGGAGAAUUAUCUUUUCCCUUGGAGUGCUCCAGUACUGGGGCUCCACUGUCAACAAUAUCAAGCAGUUGACUAUGAACAGCUCAAAUUGAAUUACAAAAGUGAGGUGGGAUUGACUUGGUACUAUCGGAUCACGUCUUGUCUGGGAGGAGUCUUAAGGAAGGAGCCUGAUCCCUCCUGCUUAAAGGUAGAAGCUGACCUGAAAUAAAGCAACAUCUCUGUGCUUUUUACAUGGUUUUGAUGCAUAAUGGGAUUUUGAAAUGGAGCUCGAUGCUUUGGGCUGGUUGCCUACUCCUAUAGAGUAAGGUCAUCAGAGGAAGAGAACUGCAGCAUCUGGAUGGGACAGUUCAGGCGUACUCAGCCACCCUCCAAGACCUUCGGAUCCCUUCCUGCCUUACUUCUGCAGUGUUUCCCACCACCCCAUGCAGUAAGGUUCCUAGCUCACCAUGGUGGACACAAUGGGGAAACCGAAGCCCUCAAAGCCACCUGUGUCACUGAGCAUGUACAAGAGUUCGUACAAGAAGGACUAUCAGUGGUGUGAGGAGCGCAAGCUACCCAGUGACAUACAGAAGCUGCAGGUUGCAGAUGCCCAGCUAAAAGCCAAGGAGUUUGCUGUACCCCAGGAGAGGCCAGUGAUACCCUACAGCGACAGUGUUGUCGCGCAGAGGGAAGUCAUCCCAGCACUGAGCAUCGAAACCAUCACUCAUGCUGAUGCUGCACAAGAGAGGAUGCCAGACAGCAGCAGGGCCUUGCAAGAGGGAAAGCACUUAGCUUCCCCCCUUCCUGCUGCAGAAAGCUACCUCCCAAAGCACGACCCUGCCUCUCAACUGGCAGAGAAGGCAGAGGGGCUGCAGGCCCUCAGUGAGAUGGAGAAUGAGCUGUCUUGUUGCCAGCAUCUUCCAGUGGCUGCUCAGGCUGCUGGGACAACAGGGAUGCUGCUGCCCAGGCAGAAGCUGGUCCCGACCUGGGGCACCUACCAGCAGUUCCUCAUGGAGACCAGCCAGGAAAGACAGAAUAAUGGUCUGCAAAUCAAGCUCAGGAAUCUGGGCUCCUCUGUUCUGGCUGAAGACUGCUCUGACCAUGACUGGAGAACCACAUACAACACAGAUUUUAAGCACCGGCCAGGAGCCUGUGGUGGACACUGUAAAGGACAUAAGAACCUCUCUCACAUUUUCCCCAAAGAUGCGCUCCACAAGAACCACUGGGUAUCCGAGUACAAUGAUGCCUACAGCAUUUCCUCGCGGAGGCUGAGAUGGUCACCUGAGAUUCCUGCUAUGGGGCUGUGCUCUGGGAAAGGGAUUGAGAUGGACGCAGCCAGUGACGGGUGCUGUGGGUGACCAUGCUCCUUGUGCCCCCAAGCUGUCUGCAGGAUAUUGUCCAUCAGAGAUCCUGAAAGCCUGAAAACCUCCUCUCUUUCUUGCAAACCCACCACCGUGUCUAUCAAAUGUGAAAUGUUUGUCAGAAGCCUUUUGAUGCACAUAUUAUUAAAACCUCUUCAGAAUCCAGGUUUUUCUCAUUGUCAGAAAAGGGUUUUUUUGGGGGGAAGGGGUUAGAACACAGCCUAUGGAGCUCAAAUCACUCAGGCAGC
Melopsittacus undulatus (budgerigar) is the source of this 2036-nucleotide messenger RNA. RefSeq lists its product as uncharacterized. Bases 895 to 1785 code for a protein of 296 amino acids. NCBI's taxonomy places the organism in Eukaryota, Metazoa, Chordata, Aves, Psittaciformes, Psittaculidae. The record is from RefSeq and is a predicted model, not a curated record. The transcript has 12 exons.